This is a messenger RNA of Drosophila takahashii, 1789 nucleotides long. NCBI's taxonomy places the organism in Eukaryota, Metazoa, Arthropoda, Insecta, Diptera, Drosophilidae. The record is from RefSeq and is a predicted model, not a curated record.
UUCGCAGCUCAAAGCUUUCAAGUCCCAGCUUCGAUUCCCAUUCGUUUCAGUCUACCGAGGUUUUAUUUGACGAGGUUAUCUGUCCGGGCUUGUUUACAUUGGAACUUCAGCUGAUUAGAAGCAAAUCGGAUAGACGCGUUUUUCCAGCGUACAGUUGAAAGUGAAAUCCAUAGAGAGAGGAUGCUGGAUGUGGUGGCUCUGCUACUGAUCGCCCUUGCAGUGGGCUUUUGGUUUGUGCGCACGCGAUAUAGUUACUGGACCCGUCGGGGCAUUGGAAAUGAUCCCUCCCGAUUUCCCGUGGGCAAUAUGGAGGGAUUCCGGAAAACGAAGCACUUCAUCGAUAUUGUAACCCCUCUGUAUGAGAAGUUCAAGUCCAAUGGAGCUCCCUUCGCCGGUUUCUUUAUGAUGCUAAGACCCGUGGUUUUAAUCACGGACCUGGAAUUGGCCAAGCAGAUUCUUAUACGGGACUUCGCCAACUUUGAGGAUCGAGGAAUGUACCAUAAUGAGCGGGACGAUCCUCUGACCGGUCACCUAUUCCGCAUCGAUGGACCCAAGUGGCGACCCCUGCGCCAGAAGAUGUCGCCCACCUUCAGUUCCGCCAAGAUGAAGUACAUGUUUCCCACGGUUUGCGCAGUGGGCGAGGAACUUGGCCAGGUUUGCGGCGAGUUGGCGGAUAAUGCCAUGUGCGGCAUCCUCGAGAUCGGGGAUCUGAUGGCCCGCUACACAUCCGAUGUCAUCGGGCGGUGCGCCUUUGGCGUUGAAUGCAAUGGCCUACGGAAUCCCGAGGCCGAGUUCGCCACAAUGGGAAGAAGAGCCUUUUCAGAGCGCCGCCACUGCAAGCUGAUCGAUGGGUUUAUCGAGAGUUUUCCCGAUCUGGCCCGACUGCUGCGCAUGCGCCAGAUCCACCCCGAGAUUACGGACUUCUAUGUGGGCAUUGUCCGGGAAACCGUAAGGCAGAGGGAGGAGCAGGGCAUCGUGAGGAGCGACUUCAUGAACCUGCUGAUCGAAAUGAAGCAGAGGGGUGAGCUCACCAUCGAGGAAAUGGCCGCCCAGGCUUUUAUAUUUUUUGUCGCGGGCUUCGACACCUCCGCUUCGACCUUGGGAUUCGCCCUCUACGAGUUGGCCAAACAGCCGGAAUUGCAGGUGAAGCUGCGCCAGGAAAUCGACGAGGCGCUGCGAUUACAUCAGGGGGAAUUCACCUACGAUUCCAUGCAGGAGCUUCGUUACAUGGAACUAGUCAUUGCAGAAACCCUUCGGAAAUAUCCAAUACUACCGCAGCUGACUCGGAUCUCCAGGCAUUUAUACGCCGCCAAAGGCGACCGUCAUUUCUACAUUGAACCCGGUCAGAUGCUACUAAUUCCGGUCUAUGGCAUCCAUCAUGAUCCCGCUUUAUAUCCAGAGCCCCAUAAGUUCAUACCGGAGCGGUUUUUGGCCGAUCAACUGGCCCAGCGACCCACAGCCUCUUGGCUGCCCUUCGGCGAUGGACCCCGUAACUGCAUCGGAAUGAGAUUUGGCAAAAUGCAGACAACAAUCGGUCUGGUCAACCUGCUCAGGAGCUUUCACUUCAGCGUCUGUCCGCGAACUGACCCAAAAAUCGAGUUUGUGAAGUCGAAUAUUCUGCUGUGCCCUGCUAAUGGCAUUUACCUGAAGGUCCAAGAGCUGAGCCAAGUGAGGAGAUAGUGGUUCUUAUCAAGCCGGCAUCCAGAUUGUAAUUUGAUGUACAUUUUAAUUUGAUUAUGUAAAAUACGUAUAAUAACACAUUUUUAUCAAUAUACGUUCUAGUAACGCA